This is a messenger RNA of Gasterosteus aculeatus aculeatus (three-spined stickleback), 945 nucleotides long. It is a transcript of the gene fndc9, whose product is annotated as fibronectin type III domain containing 9. Gene Ontology annotation, molecular function: protein binding. Lineage: Eukaryota; Metazoa; Chordata; Actinopteri; Perciformes; Gasterosteidae. The record is from RefSeq and is a predicted model, not a curated record.
CGCGCCCCAUGGGGGUCGCGGUCUACAACGUGUCGGCCACCUCGGCGCGGGUGAGCUGGCCCCCGUCCCCCGGCUGCCUGGACACCUUCUACAGCGUCAUGUACGACCCCAACUGGAACAGCCUGAUGAAGGGCUACAAGCGCAAGAGCUUCCUGCACGAGGAGCGCAUCCCCGUCAGCCAGACCAGCGCGCACCUGGCCAACCUGCUGCCCCAGACCGCCUACUUCCUGUGCGUCACGUGCCAGGCGGCCAAUCCGGUGCAAGACCAGUGCCAGAUGUUCAGCACGCCGGGCGACAGCGGCGAGGCCCACGACCGGGCGGGCUGGGAGCUGGCGGUGGGGGUGUGGCUGACCUGCUGCGCGCUGCUGCUGGUCAUCGCCGGCAUCCUGCUGUGGGGUUGCCUCCGCGUCUCCUGGCCCCCCGGCGGGGGAUUCGGACGCCCGUACGCCACCAGGCGGCCCAGCGAGGACGGCGCCGCCCUGCAGCCGUCCCGCCUCCUCCGCUCGGCGCCGACGGGCGGCCACGUGGGUGCCCAGGAGCACGAGAUGAGGGCGCUAAGCCGCCUGGAAACCAGCCGGCGCGAUUCCACGGGAUUGAGGUCAUCGAAGCAUUGCUCCGCCCCCUGAGCGCUUUCUAAUCCGCUGAUGAAACUCGAAGCCCCCUGACUCGCGAAAAAAUAAACACUAUUCUACUGUGCGGAUGCUAAUAGACAAGCAGUCUAUUUAAUUAUCAAACACGCAGCGCGAUUACUUUUUACCUCCGUGAACUCGAUAAAAUACGACUUUUGUCAGUAAGGAAUCCGAAUGUUUUCCUGAGAAACACCGAUAUCCGAUGAUAUUUUAACACAAAAGUCCUUAAACUGCAGCAAAGGUUCAACCGCCCGAUAGCAUCUGUUGCCGCUUUAUUCCUAUUUACCCUGUUUUUAAUAAAUCAUUCCCACUGUGA